Molecule: messenger RNA, 558 nt
Organism: Aspergillus calidoustus
Lineage: Eukaryota; Fungi; Ascomycota; Eurotiomycetes; Eurotiales; Aspergillaceae
Source: the annotation of a GenBank genome assembly
AUGAUAACACCUAGCUCCAUUAUCCAUCACAUUCCCUAUGACCCCACCAACACUGAGAUUGUGUCCACACGCCCGAAAAAGCGCAUCGAGAUUGUCGAGCCGGAUCCCACAUGGCCGGCCGCAUUCGCGCGUAUCGAAGCACGCAUCAAGGCCGCUUUGCCUCAAGACGGCCUCUACGUUCAACAUGUUGGAAGCACCAGUGUCCCUGGCCUCCCCGCGAAAGCCGUAAUUGACAUCGACGUGGUCGUUCCCGACCCUACAGCUGAAGAAGACUACGUUCCUGCGCUCGAGAGUGCAGGGUUUCAAUUCCUUUUCCGAGAGCGCAAAUGUCCGGAAGUUGUGAGGCACAGACUCUUUCGAGAUUGGCUCAGGGAUCCAAAGAAUGAGGGGGAUAAGGAAUCAUACGCGGAAGUGAAGAGGCAGGCGGCGAGAGCAAGUCGGGAGGCAGAUGAGACAGUGAUGGAGUAUAAUGAUCGAAAGGAGCCGGUCAUCAGGGAGAUACUAAAGAGGGUCUAUGAGGCCCACGGUCUCCUGGGGGACAGUAAAAGCGGACCAUGA